AUGGCAACAGUCCGCGAAGAGAAGACCCUCUCUGACCUCCCGAAUGGCCAUAUGCGCAACCAACAUGAAUACUCGUAUCGCCUGCCCACAGCCCCCCGCAUCGUGGUUCCUCCGCCUACGCUCACGACCGACAUGCCCGGCCUGUCUCUUGGUGGCGCACCUGGAGGAGAUGUAGACAUGGGUUUCUUAAACGAGCUGGACCUCGAGGAUAUCAUACAAAAGAACACACUGCUAGAGUGGGCAUAUGAGCGGCGGAGACAGGCACAAAUGAUAUUGCCCUGGCUCUAUCUCGGACCAAUGGUCGCAGCUAGAGACAAGGACUUCUUAGAGCACGAGGGCAUCACCAUGGUGCUGGCUAUCCGCUCGCAGGCCAACAGCAUGACGGGCGCAAUGCAAGCGGCUACGCAGGUUUGCAUGGAGGUAGCCAGCAUAGAGUCUCCCAACUUUUAUAGCCUUACAGCUAAGUUCCCGAACGCAUCGAGGCUUAUCAAUUCCCACGUCGCGCGGGUACGACAACACAGCUUGGAGACAACAGGAAAGGCCACUCUCGGCAAAGUUCUGGUCUUCUGCGAAUCAGGGAAUGAGAAAUCAGCUGCAGUGGUCGCAGCCUACCUGAUGCAGACGCUCAACAGCAUUGACCACAUCAAGGCUAUGCAGGUCUGCCAAGCGCAGCGCUUUUGCGUCAACUUUGACGACGUCUUGAAGAACAUCUUGCGCUCAUACUGGGACAUACUCUGUGCACGACGCUCUAUUGCCGCCUCUUGUGCGCAGACGCCACAGCAAAAUGGUCUCGGUAACGGCUAUGCACAGCCUGGAUCACUCUCAGUUUCUUCCUCGUCAACCAAGCAAAAGCGGGGUAUUGAAGAUACACGAGACGGUGAUGAUGAUACAAACAUGGAGGGCGGUAUGGAUGCGUCGGAUAUGCUCCGUUUUACGGGGCGCGAUGUUACACCUUUCCAAGACCGCUAG
Molecule: messenger RNA, 969 nt
Organism: Alternaria atra
Lineage: Eukaryota; Fungi; Ascomycota; Dothideomycetes; Pleosporales; Pleosporaceae
Exons: 1
Coding region: 1-969 (322 amino acids)
Biological process (GO): negative regulation of SCF-dependent proteasomal ubiquitin-dependent catabolic process; dephosphorylation; negative regulation of protein binding
Cellular component (GO): nucleoplasm; cytoplasm
Molecular function (GO): protein tyrosine/serine/threonine phosphatase activity; F-box domain binding
Source: RefSeq, a predicted model, not a curated record